AUGGAGCCCGUGUGCCAUGGGCCUCAGACCAACGUGGUCCGGUCUCCAGAUUGGGCUUUGAUUCACGACAAUGUCGGGGCGAAGCGCCACCGCAAGGUCAUCUGCGACAACAUCCAGGGCUUCACCAAGCCGGCCAUUCGCCGCCCCGCCCGCCGCGGCGGCGUCAAGCGCAUCUCGGGGCUCAUCUACGAGGAGACCCGCGGCGUCCUCAAGAUCUUUCUAGAGAACGUCAUCCGCGACGCCGUCACCUACACCGAGCACGCCCGCCGCAAGACCGUCACGGCCAUGGACGUCGUCUACGCCCUCAAGCGCCAGGGCCGCACCCUCUACGGCUUUGGUGGGUGAACGAGUCGCACCGCCCCUGUCGAUGUUGCCGCCGCUGCCCGUGAUGCCUGGCGAGCUCGAUCGGGGUAGGGUUUUCCUUUUGGUUACUGGCCAUCGGAGGUAAAAAAAAGGCGUCAUCUUAUUUUGGAUUCACGAAAUGGAAAUCUUGGAAGCUGUAGUCGAACGCUCGCGAUUUAUUUCCUCCUCCAUUCUUCAUGAAACCCUCCGUCUAUAAUUAUAGCUGAUGUUGUGAACAGCAAUCAAUGAGCAACAUGUCUUCUUCUGCUGCUAUUUUAUGUGAAUGUGUGGGGCGAAUGACUUGAAUGGUUUUCCUCUCAGUGGUGUGAGCUGUAGUAGUUCAUCGGCCAGUAACAUGAAAUGGUGUGACUCGAGAAAAGAGAGGCUAUUGUAAUGGAAGUCAGAUGUGCAAUUUGCACAUCCAGCAUC
Musa acuminata subsp. malaccensis (wild Malaysian banana) is the source of this 771-nucleotide messenger RNA. Its product is annotated as histone H4-like. The record is from RefSeq and is a predicted model, not a curated record. Gene Ontology annotation, biological process: nucleosome assembly. NCBI's taxonomy places the organism in Eukaryota, Viridiplantae, Streptophyta, Magnoliopsida, Zingiberales, Musaceae. Gene Ontology annotation, molecular function: DNA binding; structural constituent of chromatin; protein heterodimerization activity.